AUGAGUGCUCUAAAGAGAAAAUGUUUUUCUAUUGAAGAAAAAGCUGCAAUUAUACAUCGCUUAGAAGCUGGCGAAUCAAAUGCACUUCUUGCAAAAGAGUUCGGUGUUAGUCAUUCCACAAUAUCUACAAUCAAGAAAAAUAAAAGCAAAAUUGAAUCUCUAUUCAAUGAAAAUGUUCUUAAAAUUAAACGUGUGAGAGUUUCGAGUCAAGAUGAUGUAGAUAAAGCAUUAUUGCAGUGGUUUAAAGUGCAGCGUAAUAAGGGUAUACCUAUAAAUGGGCCUAUACUACAAGAAAAAGCAAAUGAUUUUGCUAAGAAGCUUAACAUUUCUGGAUUCGAAUGCUCAACAAGUUGGAUCAGCCGAUUCAAAGUAAGACACAAUAUUGUUGCAGGCAAAGUUGCUGGUGAAUCUCUGUCAGUCCAAAAGAGUGAUGUGAGCGACUGGUUAGCAAAAGUUUGGCCAAAUUUGAAAGCCCAAUUUAGCGAUGAUGAGAUUUUUAACGCUGAUGAAGCGGGAUUAUUUUAUAAGUUGACACCAAAUCAAACUUUAAAAUUUAGAGGAGAAAAAUGUUUAGGCGGAAAGCUGUCGAAAGAAAGACUAACUGUGCUAAUUGCAGCAAACAUGAGUGGUACAAUAAAAAGAAAAUUGCUUGUAAUUGGAAAGCCAAAGCGUCCAAGAUGUUUCAAAAACGUACGGUCGUUACCUGUCGAUUAUGUUAGUAAUAGCAGAGCCUGGAUGACAUCUGAUAUUUUUACGAAAUGGGUGCGUGAUUGGGAUCCACACCAUAAAAUCGAUGACUUGAGAAGCAUUACUCUAGUUUUUCUACCACCGAAUACUACAUCCAUAUUGCAACCUAUGGAUCAAGGAGUAAUUCGUGCGUUUAAAUCAUAUUUUCGAAAAUUCCUUGUUCUAAAACUAAUCAACGACCACGAUAACAAUAAAAAUAACAAGGUUGGGCAAGUGAAGAUUACAAUACUUGAUGCCAUUCUUAUGAUGUAUGAUGCUUGGAACAAGGUUUCUGAAAUAACGAUUUCCAACUGUUUCAAGCAUGCUGGAUUUUCUAUCGCGAAUAUAGGCGUUACCAGCACCUCAAUAUCAUCUGAUUUUGAUGAUGAAGAUGAUGUUCCGCUCUCAGUUUGGGCAAGUGCUUUUGAAAGUAGCCUACCCAUAUCAACAGAACAAAUCGAGGAAUUUUCUAGUAUUGACAAUAAUCUUGCAAUAUGUGGAGAACUAACCGAUGAAGCAAUUGUGCAAAAUGUAAUUGUCGACCAGAGUGAUAGUGAUGACAGCGCUGAUGAAAAUGACCAGAUUUCUUCAUCUCCAAGCGUAUCUGAAGCUCUAAAAUCUGCAGAAAUUUUAAAUCAAUUUGUACAUGCUAAUUUCGUUGAUGAAUCUGCAAAAAAUAUGAUGUCUAUUCUUCAUAAUGCUGUACGCGAUUCUUAUUUUCACCAUAACAAGAAAAAACAAAGUAAAAUUACAGACUUUUUGAAGUAA
Messenger RNA from Bactrocera dorsalis (oriental fruit fly), 1494 nucleotides. Its product is annotated as tigger transposable element-derived protein 4-like. Gene Ontology annotation, molecular function: DNA binding. The transcript is spliced from 2 exons. NCBI's taxonomy places the organism in Eukaryota, Metazoa, Arthropoda, Insecta, Diptera, Tephritidae. Gene Ontology annotation, cellular component: nucleus. The coding region runs from base 1 to 1494 and encodes 497 amino acids. The record is from RefSeq and is a predicted model, not a curated record.